AAUUGUUUCAUUGUCAGUAAAAAUUUGAUACACGUGCUUCAUAUAUUCGAUAAAACAUACUUUUUCAAAAUAUUGAGAAGAAUAUAUAUCUAAAUGCAGGGUUAUGUCAUCAUCGAAAAAUAUUUGAAAUCUUAUUUAUUAUAACAUUGAGAAAAUAAAAUGGCGAAAUCAAUUCGUAGUAAAUGGAAAAGAAAGUGUAGAGCAGUUAAAAGAGAACGUUAUGGAGCAAAAGAGUUAGAAAGAUUAAAAAAGACAUUGGGUAUCAAAGAAAAUGGUACUCAAGAUGUUGAAAUGUUGGAAAUAUCAGAUAUGGUUACAGUUGUUGAUGCCAAAAAAGUAAAAGAGAAUUCAAAAACAAAAGAUGGUGCCGAAGCUGAUACUAUUGAGAGGAUGGAAGUAGAUAAUGGUGGCAGGGUAUAUAAUAAGCGAACAAUGCUAGAUCAGUAUGGUAAUUAUCCAGUAUGGAUGAACAGACGAAAAAUUGCUAAACAUAAAAAGGGUAGAGCUAAAUCAGAAAAAGGAAACACAAAGCCACACAAAAGGUUAACUAGGAGACAGAAAAAAGCAGCAAAACAAAAAUAAAUUUAUAUAAAAUUGAUACUACUGAUUAACGUUAUCUUUUUCUUUUAUAUCUGUAAGUAAUGGAAACAAAUUUUACUAUUAUAAUAUAAUAAUUUCAAUUUUCUCAUAUAAA
Eufriesea mexicana is the source of this 694-nucleotide messenger RNA. Its product is annotated as protein LLP homolog. Gene Ontology annotation, molecular function: RNA binding. The record is from RefSeq and is a predicted model, not a curated record. Bases 160 to 582 code for a protein of 140 amino acids. The transcript is spliced from 3 exons. NCBI's taxonomy places the organism in Eukaryota, Metazoa, Arthropoda, Insecta, Hymenoptera, Apidae. Gene Ontology annotation, biological process: dendrite extension. Gene Ontology annotation, cellular component: nucleolus.